AUGGAGCCUCGCAGCGACUUCGAUCUCGACAGGGAGCUUGGAAGCCUCAGGAGGCCAGGGUUGAAGGCCGGUCAUUGGCUGCUCCACAACAUCGAGCGCAAGCUUAUGGAGCCGCGACCCAAAUUCCACCCUCCCAAACCCAAGUUGAUGAAGAAAAAAAAACAGCUAGAGAAGCGGGAGGGGCAUAGUGGACAAGAACAAGAGUCAGUCAGGAGUCUGAACCGGGGGGCAGAAGGGGGUGUGCUAGGAGUUCCAAAUUCCAAGGUGGUCCCGCAGCCCAAUUCUGGGCUACGAAGGCCUGCCGCGUCCGAUGCUGAUAUCUACAUCGCGGUUGUACACAGCCGUGGCUGCCAUCAGCAAGCCUGA
Messenger RNA from Clonostachys rhizophaga, 366 nucleotides. The record is from the annotation of a GenBank genome assembly. Lineage: Eukaryota; Fungi; Ascomycota; Sordariomycetes; Hypocreales; Bionectriaceae.